Molecule: messenger RNA, 1367 nt
Organism: Geodia barretti
Lineage: Eukaryota; Metazoa; Porifera; Demospongiae; Tetractinellida; Geodiidae
Source: the annotation of a GenBank genome assembly
GCAUGCGCACAAAGCCCGUGCAGGACGCGAAAAAAAGACGACUGACGAUGGCUCGAAGUACUGAGUCUGUUUUGGAGAGUUUGCAGUCCACCAGGGUCCCUAUCAACGGAAGACAGUGAGACACGCAAUCUAAGAUACUCUCUGUAGCAAAAACUGCGGCCAUUGGACGUCCGUCUUUCUCAGAUCUCUAUGGUCUCGGCUGCUGGACUGGCUUCCCUCCUGGAAACCAACCUCGGAAACCCUUCUGGAGCAAGCAGAGGCGGACGUCCUGAAAUCUGUUAGCUCUCCUCACACUGAUCUAUACGUCCCAAUCCACAAAGAAGCAGUCAUCCGGACAUUCGAGGUUGAGCCAACACAGCCAAUUCCAGGGGCGUACCCCCUCGUAAUGAUCCACGGAUUUGGCGCCGGUUUCCUCCAGUUCUACAAGAACCUGGACCACCUCCAUUCUCAGCGGAGGUUGCUGGCACUCGACGUCCCCGGUUUCGGUCGCAGCACCCGAGUUUCGUUUUCCUCUGACCCAGCAGCUGUGGAGAACGAGAUGGUCGCUCAUCUCGAGACCUGGCGCAGGGUGCUGGGUCUGGAGAAGUUUAUUCUGCUGGGGCACAGUCUCGGGGCCUUCCUGGCCUGCUCCUACUGCCUCAGACACCCCGAGAGAGUGCAACACCUCAUCCUGGUGGACCCCUGGGGUAUUUCUCCCCCACUGAGCGAAGAGGAGAUGAAGAAAAAGUUCCCGUUUCUUGCCAAGAGGUUCUGGCAAAUGGUGGGACGGUUGAAGCCGUUUGAUCCAGUCAGAAUGGCUGGACCAUGGGGGAGUGAUGUCAUCCAGAGAACGAGACCAGAUUUGUCCAGAAACUUUGGAGAUAGUUUCAUGAACUAUGUCUACCACUGCAACGUUCAGAGACCAACGGGCGAGGAGGCAUUCUACCACAUGCAGUACAUGUAUGGAUGGGCCAAGCGACCGAUGCUGCCUCGUUUAGCCCAGACACUGGAUCCUCGUGUCCCCCUAACACUCAUCCUGGGUCAAAGGUCGUGGAUGAAAGCCGUGAGCGACGGACGAUGUGUGGGAGAGGCUAUUAGUGAACUUCGACCCCAGUCGUAUGUGGCGGUUCACCGUGUGUCUGGAGCAGGUCACCACGUUCAUGCGGACCAACCGGGAGUCUUCAAUGACCUGGUGAACAAGACGUGUUCUCUGGCAGACAGCGGAGGAGACGUGGAGCCAGAGACAGUCUCCGGGACAGAGACUCCAGAGUGGGACCCUGCUCGCCCCACCAGCCAUGCAGACUUAGAGUAGAACAGUUCAUGAAGCCAGUCACCAGUUCGUGGCAUAUUAUUACUGUCACUUCUAAGUUUUUCAUGGGAAUCGGCAG